Messenger RNA from Pelmatolapia mariae (spotted tilapia), 4592 nucleotides. It is a transcript of the gene foxo3a, whose product is annotated as forkhead box O3A. Gene Ontology annotation, molecular function: RNA polymerase II cis-regulatory region sequence-specific DNA binding; DNA-binding transcription factor activity, RNA polymerase II-specific. The record is from RefSeq and is a predicted model, not a curated record. Gene Ontology annotation, biological process: regulation of transcription by RNA polymerase II. Gene Ontology annotation, cellular component: nucleus; mitochondrial matrix. Bases 906 to 2765 code for a protein of 619 amino acids. NCBI's taxonomy places the organism in Eukaryota, Metazoa, Chordata, Actinopteri, Cichliformes, Cichlidae. The transcript has 2 exons.
UGGAGACUCUCCGAUGGUCACAUUAGAGGUGAUGUCAUUGGCGAGCGGACAUCUCUACACUGUCGCUUUAAUUUCAGUGCAGUCCAGGGGGCAGGAUCGCUUUUUCCUUUUUAACCCUCUUCUCCUGGGCUCUGAGCGUUUGCGCCAACCGCAGCAGCAGCAGAUUGAAUGAAGUGUGUUUGCAGGCAGCUGGGCACACGGAGGACGCCGUGCUGCUUCGUCCGGGAUGCUAGACUACAGCCAGCAUCAUUAUUUUUCAGCUCUUAACGGGGCGGAUUUUUAGGCUCGGUGCAUUUUCCCAGCAGCCACAUUUUUAAGAAGGUGCAGGCCCUUAAGAAACCGUCCUCUCAUCGCCUUGAUGGUAUCUGGACUGCAGCGCUCAAGCGACUGGCAGCUCCACAGCACGGCUGAUUAAGAACUUGGGGAAGGGAAAUGGUCAAGAUGGCAGCUGUGCGUGGAGUGAUGAAACUGAUGUGGUGGCAUUAGAUGCAGCGUGCGUGUACAUUUAAGAUUUUUCCCUUUGUCAUGCAGGAUCGCCGUGCGGGACGCGGACGCUUGUGAAGGAACGCCGUUUUGGAUUCCUCCGAGACUCCGCGGACUCUUCACGUCUUUUCACUCCACAGUUCGCGAAAUUGCAAUGCAUGUUGGCCAGGGUGUGGGCUUAGCACGACAAAAGGCGAUGUUUUGGUGAUUGUGGUGAGCUCCAGCUGCUCCGUGUGCUGCGGACGGACGCCGUGCAGGAGGACUGAUAGACGGACACGUGCUGGGACCGAGCUGCAGGCAGGGACACUUGCAUAUCUUGCAUAGUAAAUAAACUGUCCACGAAGCCUGCACGCAACAUUGAUGGAAUGCGACCCGAGUGAUUUUAUAACCCUUUGUGCAACCCCCGACAAAUUACGAUCAACAUGGCUGAGGCGUCGCGCAGCGGCAACGAGCCGCCUCUAAACGUUGAGAUAGAUCCGGAUUUCGAGCCCCAGAAGCGGCCACGGUCCUGCACUUGGCCCCUGCCCCGUCCUGAAUCUGGUGCGGGCAAGCCCGGGGCAAAUGACACUGACGUAAUCCCCGAAGAGGAGGAUGAUGAGGGUGGGAGCACGGAGAGCGGCGCUGCUCAGAAAGCCAGCGGCGGCGCUGUUAAAACCCGAGAGCCGAGCAGCAACAGCUCCAUCUCCCAGCCGGUGGAGGUCCAGCGGGGCCCCUGCAAAGAGGAGACCGCCGACGGCUCGCCGUCCUCGGCGCAAACCCCCGCAGCAGCUCUGGGCGGUUCUGCCACCCAGCAGCUGAGGAAGUCCUCCGCCCGCAGGAAUGCCUGGGGCAACUACUCCUAUGCAGACCUCAUUACCCAAGCCAUCGAGAGCUCCCCUGAGAAAAGGUUGACCUUGUCCCAAAUCUAUGAGUGGAUGGUGAGAUCCGUGCCAUAUUUCAAGGACAAAGGCGAUAGCAACAGCUCUGCUGGCUGGAAGAAUUCCAUCCGACACAAUCUUUCCCUCCAUAGCCGUUUUGUGAAAGUCCAGAAUGAAGGAACUGGGAAAAGCUCCUGGUGGAUGGUCAACCCAGAAGGUGGGAAAGGAGGUAAAGCUCCCAGACGUAGGGCUGUGUCGAUGGACAACAGCAAGUACAUCAAAGGAGCCCGAGGACGUGCCACAAAGAAAAAAGCCUCAUUGCAGGCUGCUCAAGAUGGGAGCUCUGAGAGCUCCUCGAGCCUCUCCAAAUGGACAGGAAGUCCCACCUCCCGCAGCAGCGACGAGCUCGAUGCCUGGACAGACUUCCGCUCUCGGACCAAUUCCAACGCCAGCACGCUCAGCGGUCGUCUGUCCCCAAUCCUGGCUAACCUGGAGCUGGAUGAGGUACCUGAUGACGACUCACCCCUGUCGCCAAUGCUGUACUCCAGCCCCAGCAGCAUGUCUCCGUCCACUGGACCAACAGGACUGUCUGAUCUGGCAGGCACUAUGAACCUCAAUGACGGGCUCUCUGACAACCUGAUGGAUGAUCUUUUAGACAAUAUCAGCCUCACAGCAUCCCAGCAGCCUCCUCCUGGAGAGGAAGAUGGGGCCAACAGUCAGGGGAGUUCAGUAUUUACCUUCAGCUGCUCAGGAAGCAGUUUAGGUAGUCCCUCUAGCAGCUAUGGGACAAACCCACUCUUCAGCCCUCCGUCCAUCACGAGCCUGCGACAGUCACCCAUGCAGACCAUCCAAGAGAACAAGCAGACCACUUUCUCCUGCAUGUCUCACUACAGUGAGCACCAGGCCCUAGAUCUGCUUGGGAUGGACUCCCACAGCCACAGCAAUGUCAUGAUGACCCAGUCCGACCCUCUGAUGUCGCAGGCCAGCACCGCCAUCGCUCUGCAGAACUCCCGCCGAAAUGCCAUGCUGCUCCGCAAAGAUCACAUUCUGGUUAACCACACCAGUGCAGGCCAGGCCCAAAGCUCUUCAGUGCCUGGUUGGCAAGCGGGCUUGUCAACCUCUGACAGUGACGAUGGCCACCCUGAAACCAAGCAGCUACACCUGAAGUCUCCUAGUAAGAAUGCCUCUAUGCAGCUCAGUUCCAGUUUAACCAGUCAGGACCGUUUCUCCGCUGAUCUGGACCUCGAGGUGUUCAGCAGCAAUCUGGACUGCGACAUGGACUCCAUCAUCCGCAAUGAACUGAUGGACGCAGAUUGCCUGGACCUCAGCUUUGACUCUCGCUUCACCUCCACACAGAACGGCAACAAGAAUUCAGGAAGCUUCUCCAGCUCGAAACAGAGCCCUCAGAGCUGGGUGCCGAGCUGAGGAGCUGUCAGAAGUAAGGAAGGUGUAAAUUUGGGUUAAUUGUCCUGCGUUGUGCAACUAGAGGGAAGGAAGGUAUGUAAGCGUUUCAGUAGACUUUCUACCUAUUUUUCAUUUGCGGCAUUAACUUCAGUACUGUACUGUAGGUGUCUGAGACAAAACAACGGUGUCUUCACAGUGAAGACAAAAAAUAAUUGUUUCAAAAGAUCAAUGCCUGGCCAGUAUGAACAAACGGUACUGAGUGGAAUGAAACUACAGUACCUUCAGUUAAAACUACAUGGAUCAACUCGUAUUAGUCUCAGGGAUUCACUCAUAUCACAAAGUAAUACAUAAAACUGAAAAUGAAGUGUUUUCAUCCUGCUUUCUCUCCUCUUUCACACCCUUUCAUACCCAAAACAUUUUUUGCCAAACCAGCUGUCAGCCUGACUGAUGGCCUGUUUACAAAAAACUGCAGAGAAUGUUACAUUACUACGUUCCAGUGGAGGAUACUUGACAAGCUGCUUUUUUUCUGUUUUUUAAAGAUUUCUUUGAGACGUAGCCUAAAUGGACAAACAGUUUUUUAAAAGCUUUCCCUCCCCAUUGAUGCACCAAUUCACACCAAAUAUCAGUAUGUAAUGUUAUCAAGAUGUGAACUGCUCUACAUGAUGUGUUUUUUGUAUGCAGUGUUUUUUCAAUUUAUUUUUAUUUUUUGUAGCAAAUUUUACCCUGUGAUUUUUAAGUGACAUUACUGUGAAUUCUGUUCCCUCUGAAGAGGUCCAUUACUGAAGUAUUGAUGAUGUUUCUGCUGCAGAUCCCUUUUUAGGUCCCUCCUCUUCCACUCACUGCAAUAUUGGAAGUACUGCUCUGUAUACAGACCUUAGGACUGAGUUAAGGACACGAUUUAGUUCUAGUUACCACUUUUUAGUUGUCAAACACUUGGGACUACUUGGGUUGAAAUAACCACAUUCAGUGACUCGCAGCGCUCUACAACUACACCAGUUUUGGCGUUGAUUUGAUGGAGUUCUUGGUGCUCUAAAUCUAAAGAUAGCAGGGAGUGGCUGCAGAUGAAGCACCGUCAGUAGCCUCUCCUUUGUUAUCAGCACUAUAGCAGGUGCUGGGUGACAUGUUUUCAACACUGGGAGGGUGUGUAGUAUCUUGGAGUUUUCUUUUUUCUUUGUAAUGAAAGAAAUGACCACAGUAUCUUAAAUAUUGCCAAAGUUUAUCUGCAUUUAAAUAAGUGGAAAGAGGCUACACAGUGCAUAGCUAAUCAGAAGUGUGUGAUUAUAAGGGCAAAAAAUCUACAUCAGCACAAUUCUGUAGGAACAGCAGGAUGCUUUUUAAAAUUGUUUACAUUUUUAAUUUUUUUUUUUUUUUAAUUAUCAGGAGUGUUUUAGUAAAUUUGUCAUGUUGGAUCAUUGUAAAAACACAUUUGGUUUAUUUAUUGCGAUACUUGUUGCCAUUGUUCCUCCAUGCACAUUUGGUUAGGGCUGUUUUCAUUGCUCUGUUCACUGGGUGAUCACUUGCACAACAAAUGAAAGGGUCCUUUGAGAAAUGUUUAACAGUGUUGAGUUAACCAGAUUAAAUAAUUCUCAUUGGCUUAACCUUUUAACACAUUUCUGCACAGCUGUGCUUCCACUUUUUCUUUUUUCUUUUUUUCUUUUUUUUCUUUUUUUUUUUUUUUUUUUUUUUAAGUUGACUGAUUUUUACGGUCUGCGUUAAGGUUUAAAUUUCACUGCCAAUCUCCACAUUUCAUACCUUCCUAUUGCUCCUACAAAAAAAACCAUGAAGUUGACAUUUCCACUUGUAAAGCAAACACUUGGUUUUAUCAGAGCUGGUGCAUGUAAAUAAAGC